AUGGAGGCUCUUUCCAUUACAAGCACUACUAUACAUUCAACUAUUGGCAUUUUUGGCAUCUUCGCCAAAGUUCUUCUUGCCUUUGCUGUAGUAAGAAAGACCCCCGCAAAUAUGACUACAUACUCCAAUGAUCUUCUUUCUUCCCUUGUUUCUGUGACAGUCCAACAAAGGAUUAUUCCGGAAGGCUUUGGUCUCUUUUAUAUCUCUUUCGGGCCUUGUCGCUAUCUAGAUACAGUUUUAUGUUACAUUGCUACAGUCACUGGCUAUGGAGUCUGUUGUACUCGUUUUGGUAUCGAUAUAGUGUAG
This is a messenger RNA of Cylicocyclus nassatus, 306 nucleotides long. Lineage: Eukaryota; Metazoa; Nematoda; Chromadorea; Rhabditida; Strongylidae. The record is from the annotation of a GenBank genome assembly.